AUGACGACGAGCACAACAGAAAAGGCGCUCGAGGACCGCGCCAAGUCGCUCCACAAGAAGGAGAAGAAAGCCGCGGCCAAGGCGGCCGCUGCUGCUUCUGCUUCUACAAGCCUCGAGGGCUCGCCAUCCCCGGCGUCCCCUGCCAAGAAGGAUAAGAAGGAAAAGAAGGACAAGAAGCGCUCGGCAGACGACAACGGAGAUGCUACCGGAGACGACGAGAAGGCUGCCAAGAAGCGCAGAAAGGAGGAGAAGAAGGCUAAAAAAGCAGCUGCCAAGGCCAGUGCCGCCACUUCGAUCGAGUCGACCCCCGCUGCCACUCCUGCGCCUGUCGCAUCGACGUCCUCCUCCACAGCAAUUUCGUUCACACCCACCAACCCUGCUGCUGCUCGCGCGUUCCUCGAAGCGAACAACAUCACUAUCGAAGCACCCGAAGAGUCCAACGAACGCCCCCCUCUGCCCAUGGUCGACUUCCGCGAGCUCGACGGCAAGAUCGACGCAGCCGUUAAAAAGACCCUCGACGCACAAGGCUUCACGACUCCCACUCCUAUUCAGGCUUGUUGCUGGCCCGUACUGUUGCAGAACAAGGACGUGGUGGGUAUUGCCGAGACGGGUUCGGGCAAAACGUUCGCAUUCGGCUUGCCGGCAUUGCAGCACCUGGUGACCAAGCACAAAGUGCUCGACGGAAGCAAGAAGAAGGCGAGAGGCGCACAGGUCAAUGUGCUUGUGGUAGCCCCUACCCGUGAGUUGGCUAUCCAGACCGAAGAGAACAUGGCCAAGCUCGGCAAGUCGAUGGGCAUCGGCAUGAUCUGCUUGUACGGCGGUGUAUCCAAGCAGGAGCAGGUGCGACUGCUCAACCAGACUCCCACGGUCCGCAUCGUGGUAGGCACGCCCGGUCGUGUACUCGAUAUGGCGAGGGACGGGUCCCUUGAUCUUUCUGGCGUCUCGUACUUGGUCCUGGACGAGGCGGAUCGUAUGCUCGACAAAGGUUUCGAGCCCGACAUUCGUGCCAUUAUCGGCAUGUGCAAGUCGCGCGAGGAGGGCCGUCACACUUCGAUGUUCUCCGCCACCUGGCCUCCGGCUGUCCGCGGUCUCGCCGAGUCGUUCAUGAACGGUCCCGUCCGUGUCACCGUGGGCUCCGACGAGCUGUCUGCCAACCGUCGCGUCGAGCAGACCGUCGAGGUGCUCGCUGAUGGCUACGCGAAAGAGCGUCGGCUCAACGACUUCCUGCGCUCCGUCAACGCGCAGCGCUCCAAGGACAAGAUCCUCAUCUUUGCGCUCUACAAGAAGGAAGCACAGCGCGUCGAGCAGACGCUGCGUCGCGCCGGAUUCUCAGUUUCGGGUAUCCACGGCGAUCUGGGCCAGAACGAACGUAUCGCCUCGCUCGAGCGAUUCAAGUCGGCCGAGACACCGCUGCUCGUCGCUACCGAUGUCGCAGCACGAGGCCUGGACAUCCCCAACGUCGAGCACGUCAUCAAUUACACCUUCCCGCUCACCAUUGAGGACUAUGUCCACCGAAUCGGCCGUACCGGGCGAGGUGGAAAGACGGGCAAGAGUCUCACCUUUUUCACCGAGAUGGACAAGGCGCAUGCGGGAGAGCUCAUCCGGGUGCUCAAGGAUGCCGACCAGAAGGUGCCCGAGGACUUGACCAAGUUCCCCACCACCAUCAAGAAGAAGUCUCACUCGAGUUACGGCGACCACUUCAAGGAGCUCGUCCCCGGCAAGGCCAAGAAGAUCACCUUUGACGAUGAUUAG
Molecule: messenger RNA, 1752 nt
Organism: Sporisorium graminicola
Lineage: Eukaryota; Fungi; Basidiomycota; Ustilaginomycetes; Ustilaginales; Ustilaginaceae
Exons: 1
Coding region: 1-1752 (583 amino acids)
Biological process (GO): rRNA processing
Cellular component (GO): nucleolus
Molecular function (GO): RNA helicase activity; ATP binding; RNA binding
Source: RefSeq, a predicted model, not a curated record